GUUUCUGCAAGAAAACACGUUUCAGACAGCAUGGUACGAGCUAUAUUUGUCAUUGUUUGGUGUGCAGGCCGUUGCCCGUGUGCUGCACGCGUUGACCUCGAGGAGCAGAUUAUAUUGUCUAGAUAUCGUUUCUACCGUCCUUCUUUUGUUUCAUUAUCUACCACCUAAGUAUUUUAACCGAAAGACUCAGAUCAACGUUCUAUACGAUGGUCUUCAGUCUUUUCACUCGCAAGUCCGAUUCAUUACCCAACGCACAACUACAUACACCCUCUCCCUCACUUUCACACACUGACUUACCAGUAGCCCUCUCGCCCACACCACCACCCACUACCGAGACAGAGCCCGAGCAAGAGGUAACAGACCCAACCGCCUUGUAUGACCUCGUACGCUCUGUCCCUCCCCAGACCCUACACACAUACACCCUCGCCCACCUCUCCCCGACCUCCGAUCCCCCACUGAUACCCCCCUCCCCACAUACACUCACUGCCCUUACUCAGUUCUUCCACGAACUCUCCCCGCCGCCACAACUCCAUUGCGUGCGCUGCCACUCCUCUUUCUUUGAACUUUCAAAUACAGACACGUCUUGCCGCAUUCCACAUGAUGAUGAAAGCGCACUCGUCGAUCGUGCUGCGUAUGAGACCUUGUGGUGCUGCUGUGGAAGCAGUGUCGAAGGGACGGGAGAUAUGGGUCCCCCGGAUGGGUGGUGUUAUGAGGGAAGACACACAACAGACACCAGGCGUGCGCGUUUCCGCGCAGAUUCUACCAUCCACGACGAUAAACUAUUUUCUUGCGCCGCGACGGGAUGUCACGGCCGUAAACGCAAGCGGAGCGUAUCCAUCUCUGGCAGUGACCUGAGUGCCAGCAUAAGGAAGAAAGACAAAUCCAAGGCAAUCGCAAAAGCAAAUGUCGAUGCUUCACCCAAGUCAACUCCCAAGCCCACUUCAAAAACAUCCACGCCCAGGCCCACACCCAAACCCCUCUCCAAAUCCGGCUCAUUCAUAUCCUCAGCUACCCUCGUCCAUCCGAGACCUAAAUCUAACCUCCACAAGUCUCACGUCGCAUCACCAACCGUAGAUGCCGUUUCCGAAUCUGAAACCGACCCACAACCGAAUAUCCCUAUCCGUCCUACUCGAGAACGCACAAGAACGCGCUCUACUGUAGACGAACAAAAGACCCGCCUUACUGCAGACGACAAAACGCGCCCUCCUACUGACGAGAACAUGAGUAAACCACGUACGCGGAGCGCAGCACGGGAAGAGCGUAGUCUUUCGCGCACGAGAAUGAUCGUGAGAGGCGGUUCUGUGCGUGUGCUGCGUGAGCGCGGGAGGGAAAAGGAGAGUGAGAAGGGUAUAUGUGAGUCAGAUGGGGAUGACAGGGGACGAACCAGGGGGAGGGAGGUGAAGAAGAGAAGGGUGGGUGUAUGA
Molecule: messenger RNA, 1424 nt
Organism: Suillus fuscotomentosus
Lineage: Eukaryota; Fungi; Basidiomycota; Agaricomycetes; Boletales; Suillaceae
Exons: 2
Coding region: 207-1424 (405 amino acids)
Source: RefSeq, a predicted model, not a curated record